This is a messenger RNA of Penicillium macrosclerotiorum, 2898 nucleotides long. Its product is annotated as VIT and vWA domain-containing protein. NCBI's taxonomy places the organism in Eukaryota, Fungi, Ascomycota, Eurotiomycetes, Eurotiales, Aspergillaceae. The transcript has a single exon. The coding region runs from base 1 to 2898 and encodes 965 amino acids. The record is from RefSeq and is a predicted model, not a curated record.
AUGGCUACCAUUAGCUUCUGUGGUUGUUACGUUAGUAACACUGAGAUCAACGGCGCGAUCGUCCGACAAUAUCUACCACAGGUUUCCCUCAAAGCUCAUGCUAAGAUUCUCUCUUCCACUGCCCGAACUACGCUCACCCAGAUCUUCGCCAACCCAUCAGAUCAGAUCUUGGAGGAGGUAUCAUAUACCUUGCCUCUUUACGAUGGCGUCAGUGUCGUGGGAUUCCGGUGCCAGGUUGGCUCGCGUCUGCUUCACAGCAAGGUGAAGUCAAAGGAGCAGGCCAACGCCAACUACCAAGAAGCGGUUGCUAGCCAGGAAACGGCGGCAAUAAUGGAUUAUUCCGAUAGCCAAAGGGACAUUUUUACCCUGCGCCUCGGCAAUGUCCCCGCCAAGGAGAAAAUUACUGUUGAUAUCACCUAUGUCGGCGAGCUCAAACAAGACUCCCAGAUAGAUGGGAUUCGUUACAUCCUGCCCAAUUCUAUAGCUCCCCGCUACGGAACCCCGAUGGCUGGUUCUGAGAAGUUAUCAUCUGCAUCUGGAUUGCCCGCGAAUCUCCAAGGCAUCUCUAUCACAGUUGAUGUUCUGAUGGAAAAGAAAUCGAUUAUUCGAGAGCUCCAGUCUUCAAGCCACUCCAUUCACGUUGCACUGGGUCGAAAUUCUACUACGGCGGUCCAGGAUACCUCAUUUGAGUCUUCUCAAGCAUCUGCUACUCUGCGCCUUUCAAACGACAGUCAAGCUCGCCUAGAACGAGACUUUAUCCUGCUCGUCAAGGCCGAUGGACUUGAUGAUCCUCGUGCAUUGCUUGAGACUCACCCUAAAUUUCCUGGUCAGCAAGCAGUGAUGGCAACAUUGGUGCCAAAGUUUAGCUUGCCCCCAACAAAACCAGAAAUCGUAUUUGUUAUCGAUCGAAGUGGAAGUAUGAAUGACAAGAUCGCCACCUUACAAUCUGCCUUGAAGAUAUUUCUCAAGUCUUUGCCACUUGGGACUUCCUUCAAUAUUUGCUCCUUUGGAAACUCUUAUUCUUUCCUCUGGCCAUUCAGUAAGAUUUACGAUGCGUCAAGCUUGAGUGAUGCAUUAUCAUUUGUUGACUCCGUAGAGGCCAACAUGGGCGGUACGGAAAUGCAGAGGGCAGUGGAAGCCACUGUCAAAAAUCGCCUCCCCGAUAAAGAUUUGGAGGUUCUUAUGCUUACUGAUGGACAAAUCUGGAACCAGGAUGCUCUCUUCACUUUCAUUCGCAACGCUGCCGCUGACAAUACCGCUCGCUUUUUUUCUCUGGCCAUUGGUGAUCUUGCAUCGCACUCCUUAGUGGAAGGAAUUGCACGGGCGGGCAAUGGCUUCUCGCAAUCUGUCCUCAAUUAUGAAGAACUGGACAGGAAAGUGGUAAGAAUGCUCAAGGGAGCCAUCACCCCUCAUAUCUAUGAUUAUAAGCUGGAGGUUGAAUAUGAUGGCAAUGCCGAUGACGAAUUCGAAGUUGUGGAUACCGAUGAGCCCAUGCUAGAUUCUGAGACUAAAGCCGAGGAAAAUGCUUCGCUGCCAACGGAAACAACCUCGCAACAGCCUAUCUCGCUCUUUGAUGCCAAUUUCAAAGAGCCUGAUACUAAACUCGGUGUUCACCCGGUGACAGAUGAUGCGAGCCUCCCCAAAAUAUCGCCUCCCAAGGCUCUCCAAGCUCCUUACAAAAUCCCACCCCUUUACCCCUUUAUCCGGACCACUGUGUACCUUCUCCUUGAUCCUCAAUUUUCGGAGCGGGUACCCAAAUCCCUCACUUUCAGUGGCACUUCCAGACAAGGCCCAUUGAAACUGAACAUUCCCAUCGGUGACUCUGUUGAGGGAGAGACAAUCCAUCAGCUUGCGUCUCGGAAAGCAGUCAUCGAGCUGGAAGAAAUGCAUGGCUGGUUGAUCGAUGCCCAUGAUGAUCAAGGUAACUCAUUCAACCAACUCCAUUCUGCCACAAAAGAACGUAUUGCCACCCGCGAGUGCCAGGCCCUGGGUAUCAAGUAUCAAGUUACCGGAAAGUACUGUUCUUUCGUUGCACUUGAGCACGAAUCCGACAACCCAGCCAUAGCGAAAGAAAAGGACGUUUGCGAAGUGAUCGAGACUGGAGCCACGCUCCCUGACCGCACUUUCAGGAAAUACAAAAUCAGAGCCUCCCGGGGAGGGACUUCUUUGAAAAGAAGAUCUGUCAUGGCACCAACACUAGCUAUGGCAUGUAUGGCCCCGGCCUCUGUUCAUCCACGUCAAGCACUUGCCACUCAGCAACAGCAGGCACAAGCAUCAUUCGGAGGCCAUCCCUCCAGGCUUUUACCCCUCCGACAAGCAUCUGCCCGGAAAAUGGGAGCGCCCAUGUCCUUUUUCGGACAGUCUUCCUCUGAGAGGCCAUCGGAGGGCCAUUUCGACUCUAACCAGGCGUCGGUAGAAGAAAUUGGGCAAGCUUCUUUUAGGCCCUUGUUUGGGUCCUCUUCACAAGGGCCACAAAGAAUGUCACCCUCCUUUUCAGGACAAUCAUCUUCUGGAGGGCUAUUCGGCAGUGCUCACUCUAUACCACCUGAGUCCUCUGUUGUAUCAAGCGUCCAUGCCCUUGUAGCCUUGCAAGGCUUUGAAGGAAACUGGGAAUGGAACCAAGAAGUCUUCAGUAUCUUGGGCGACAGCCUGAGUGAAAUGAAGACCAAAGUCUUGAGUAUUCUCCAGAAAGCUGACUUUACGUCUGAGAAAGAAGCAAGUGUUCUGGCCACCCUCUUGGUAAUGGGAUUCCUCAAGAAUCAACGCGAAGACUCGCGAAAUGUGUGGGAAUUGGUAUACGGUAAGGCUGAGAUAUGGGUCAUGGGUAGAUUAACACUGAUGGGAGACGUCGGGAUGUUGAUUGAUUCUCGGAAAGUCGAAAUCAUGUCUUUAUCUUGA